This is a messenger RNA of Pyricularia grisea, 552 nucleotides long. RefSeq lists its product as uncharacterized. Bases 1 to 552 code for a protein of 183 amino acids. The record is from RefSeq and is a predicted model, not a curated record. NCBI's taxonomy places the organism in Eukaryota, Fungi, Ascomycota, Sordariomycetes, Magnaporthales, Pyriculariaceae. The transcript has a single exon.
AUGGCGCCUCUCCACAGCGAAACCCAGCAACUUUACCGCCGCGAUGCCUCGUCUUCGGCAGAGGUGCCUCUAUGGGCAUUCAUCAUCAUGACAUUGUGGGCACUUGCCCUGAUGGUGUUUGUUGGCUUUAUAUUGUGGCGUCCUGCGCUUUUGCUGCGCGAGCUCAACCUUCGGCCGCAGGAGGACAAGUCGGACGAGUGGCGAUAUCUCGAACCACUUAACGAUACUGACCGUCGGCAAUCACGGAUUCGUCGUGUCUUCAGCAUGAGGUCCAACAUCAACCGGUGGCGUAACGGUGUGCAACCAGGCAGGCAAAGCAUCGCAAUGAGCAUACAAGAAGGAGAGCCAUCGGAUUAUAAUUAUGCCCCGGCUUCGGCAAGACCUGUGUCUCAAAUGCAACGGAUUACAGAGGAUGAGCAGCAGGAUGAUUCUGGAACCACGCAGGAGUCAGAGCGACACACGACCCAGAAGAAGGAAACCGACAAAAGGAACAAUGGCACACCCCUGGAAGAAACUCCACCAAAGGUUCUCAGCAGCUCAGGGCUGACAUAG